Messenger RNA from Micromonas pusilla CCMP1545, 1067 nucleotides. RefSeq names its product chlorophyll a/b-binding protein CP29, chloroplast precursor (gene LHCB4). Gene Ontology annotation, biological process: photosynthesis, light harvesting in photosystem I; response to light stimulus. Lineage: Eukaryota; Viridiplantae; Chlorophyta; Mamiellophyceae; Mamiellales; Mamiellaceae. The record is from RefSeq and is a predicted model, not a curated record. Gene Ontology annotation, cellular component: plastoglobule; chloroplast thylakoid membrane; chloroplast envelope. The transcript is spliced from 4 exons. The coding region runs from base 41 to 865 and encodes 274 amino acids.
CACGCUCCGCCUCCGUCCGGACAACACCGCGACCCUUACCAUGGCUUGCAUCGCUUCCCUCAACGUGUCCGCCGCCUUCGGCAAGAAGAAGGCCGCGCCGGUGAAGAAGACCGCGCCGAAGAAGAAGUCCGCGCCCGCGAAGCGCGGCGCGUCUUCCGGCGCGCGCAAGGGCAACAUCGGACCCAACCGCACGCUGUGGAACGGCUGGGAGUCCAACCCGGAGCCGCCCGCGUACCUCGACGGCACGCUCCCGGGCGACGCGGGCUUCGACCCGUUCGGGCUCUCCAAGCCGGUCGAGUACCUUCAGUUCGACCUCGACGCGCUCAACCAGAGCGCGGCGAUCAACCCGAGCGGGAACGUGAUCGGCAAGCUCAAGAAGGUGGACAACAAGCCGACGGAGCGCACCAUCGUGCCGUUCAACGAGGCGUUCGACAUCGUCCGCUUCCGCGAGUGCGAGCUCCAGCACUCCCGCUGGGCGAUGCUCGGCCUCGUCGGCGCGGUCGUCGCGGAGUCCGAGACUGGCAUCUCCUGGGUCGACGCGGGCAAGGUUCUGAACGAGCAGCCGCAGUACCUCGGCUUCGACAUCAACGUCCCGGUCACGACGCUCGUGUGGAUCGAGGUGCUGACGAUGGGCUUCGCGGAGGUGAAGCGCUCGUCCGAGCUCGACUCCAACAAGCGCUGCUACCCGGGCGGCUACUUCGAUCCCCUCGGCCUCGCGGCGUCCGCGGACGCCGAGGCGCUGUUCAAGCUCCAAACCGCGGAGCUCAAGCACGGCCGCCUCGCGAUGAUCGGCAUGCUCGGCAUCGCCUCCCAGGCGGCGAAGAACGGCCUCUCCCCGCUCGAGGCGCUCACCGGCGGUCAGUAAACGAAGAAAGUCUCAUUCGUGGCAUUAAUUUGGCUGCUUAGUGGUGGGUGUAGAGUGGCGUCGAGGUAGAGGGUGUAUUCGCGCGCGUCGCCGCGUCGGCGCGAGGACGGACGGACGGACGACGCGCGAAGAGAUCAUUUGAUGAUUCAGUUAACGUCGUCGAUCGAUUAAAGUUGAGAUGGAAAAGCAGACGACAGACGAC